Molecule: messenger RNA, 1659 nt
Organism: Arabis nemorensis
Lineage: Eukaryota; Viridiplantae; Streptophyta; Magnoliopsida; Brassicales; Brassicaceae
Source: the annotation of a GenBank genome assembly
AUGUUCGGAGACGGCUUUAUGGGUUUCGGAGCUUUUCUAGAAGAUUUCAGCUUCGGACGAGCUUCGGAUCGUCGUCUUCCUGAUUUCAGUCCCGGUGGGUUUCUUCAGAGUCUCGACACAGACCCAUUUCCGAAGAAUCAGUGUUACAAAACGAAUACUGGCGAUGCUCUCGAUCUCUGUAAGAAGCUUAACAAAAUGGGUAUCUCUUGUGACAUGAGUAUCUGGACCGAAGAGCCUGACCCGAGAGAUCUCCAUCGGUUUGACCAGAAUCUCGGUGGAUUCGAUGGGUUUCGUAACGUCUCUUCUGCUCGCCGGAGUUUUCUUCAAAACGCCUCUCAUGGAGUUUCUCCGGCAGAGCUUAGAUUGCUUGGCUUACAAGACUCUCCUCCUAACCCCAACGGAUUCAGAGAGAUGAUUUCUCUCAACAGUCACACAGAUUUUCUCUACAGACCCAUAAAGCGUUCGCCUCCUUGCUUUGGGAACGAUGCGUUCGAGGGCUCGUUCAUGUUUGAAGGAAGUAGAGUUUCUCAAACCCUAGCCGCCACGGAAGGAGGUGGUCGAGAGCUUAGAGCUUGUUCUUAUCCAGAGGAUAAUCUGAUCGGUCAAGGCUACUAUGGGAAGAUGAGAGCUUAUCUCAAGGAAGAUGAGGCAAAGUUUACAAGAAGAACAAGUGAUUUGCCACUGAAUCUAGCCUCCAUGAUUAGCAUCUACGGAUCUGUGGAUUUAAUGGCAAGAGAUCAGAUUGGUUGCAGAUUCUUGCAGAAGCUGGUCGAAGAAGGAAGGUUUCUUGAUGUAAAGGUUAUAUUCCCUGAAAUCCUUGGUCAUGUCAUCGAGUUAUCAAUCGAUCCCUUUGGAAACUAUCUCAUCCAGAGGCUUCUAGAGUUUGGCACAGAGGAACAAAGAACACUAAUGGUGAGGGUUUUGACCUCAAGACCAAUGGAUCUCAUCAAAAUCUGCCUCAACACUUAUGGGACAAGAGUAGUCCAGAAGAUGAUAGAAACGGUGAAAACGAAACAACAGAUCGAGCUGGUCAAGUCAGGUCUGAAACCUGGUUUUCUUACACUGGUUAAAGAUUUGAAUGGUAACCAUGUGAUACACACUUGCUUGCAGUCUCUUGGACCUAAUCAUAACAAGUUUGUGUUGGAUGCUGCUACAAAAUACUGUGCUGAGAUUGCAACUCAUCGACACGGAUGCUGUGUGCUUCAAAGCUGCAUUUCAAACUCUGAAGGAGUGCAACAUGAGAGAUUUGUCGCUGCGAUUGCAAGACACUCACUUCACCUCUCUCAGGAUCCAUUCGGGAACUAUGUGGUGCAGUACCUAAUAGAUCAAAAAGUACCUUCAGGGAAUUUGCUGUACCAGUUUAGGACGCAUUACGCGGAGCUAGCUGCUCAAAAGUUCAGUAGCCAUGUGGUGGAGAAAUGUCUGAUUAAUUAUCCAGAGAGUCGAGGUGAAAUAGUCCGCGAGCUUCUCUCUGUUCCAAAGUUUGAACAUCUCUUGCAGGAUCCUUUUGCAAACUACGUUAUCCAAACUGCUCUCUCAGUAACCAAGGGUUCUGUUCAUGCGAGAUUGGUGGACAAGGUUUAUAGGUGUGGGAAACUACGAUCCAGUCCUUAUUGCAAGAAGCUUUUCUCCAAGAACGUCUUGAAGAAAGGCAUUUGA